AUUACAAAAUUAAUUAUCUCUAUAAUUUGUUUAAUCAUAAGAUUUAUUUUUAUACAAAUAAAACACCCCCUCUCUAUAGGAUUAAUACUACUAAUUCAAACAUUUUUAACUUGUUUAAUUACAGGAAUUUAUGUGGACUCCUUUUGAUUUUCAUAUGUAUUAUUUUUAAUUUUUUUAGGAGGAAUACUUAUUUUAUUUAUUUACGUUACUUCUCUUUCAUCAAAUGAAAUAUUUACGAUAUCAUUUAAAUUAACUAUAUUUAGAAUAUUUUUACUAUUUACAACAAUAAUAAUUUUUAUAUUACUAGAUAAAAGAAUUUUAGAACAAUUUAUUUCAAAUAUUGAAAUAAAAAAAUUAUCUUUAGAAUUAAAUUUAAUUAAUGAAAAUAUUUUAUCUUUAAAUAAAAUAUACAACUUUCCAACAAAUUUAAUUACCUUACUUUUAAUUAAUUAUUUAUUUUUAACUUUACUAGUAACAGUAAAAAUUACAAAAAAAUUUUAUGGGCCAUUACGACCAAUAAACUAA
Molecule: messenger RNA, 525 nt
Organism: Anopheles maculipalpis
Lineage: Eukaryota; Metazoa; Arthropoda; Insecta; Diptera; Culicidae
Source: the annotation of a RefSeq genome assembly